AUGGGCUAUGAAAUAUCAGUGGAUUGCUUUGAUAUUGUCAAGUCAAUGUUCAAGUACCCAUGGCUGGAAUAUCAAAACAGGACCAAAGAAUUCAGGAAAGUCAUGACUCCUGUUCUCCUGCCCCUGUCCUAUUACAAGAUGGUAAAGGAAGAGUUUCCCCCAAAUCCAGAGUACUGGAGGAUAUAUCCAUGCAGGCCAAAUGCAAUCCCUUUCUGCCGCUCAAAGAAACAGGAUCUCUUCUUAAAUUGGCGCAUUCUGCAUGAUCAACGCAAGGAACGGGAGUCCCACAAGAUAAUACAGAAAAAAAGAAACCUCCCUAGAUACUUCAAAGACAGUGCCCAAAUCCCAAACCUCCAUGUUUCACUCAGCGAGUUGACUUUAAAAUCUAAGGUGGAAACCAGGUCCUUAGGUCCUACCAGGGACCCCCUGAAGUGGCAAAGAUUAAAGGAACUCACAACCAGCCUGAAAUCUCCAAGAGAGGAUGAGCAGCACUAUGCAGCCUAUGCUCUGGGACAACUGGGCAUCAAUGACGAGUCUGUUGUAGACACACUAUGGCAGGUGGCUCAAACUGGUUCAGCAAAAGUGAAGGAUGAGGCCUAUCGAGCCCUGGCCAUCCUGGGUUGCCUGAAUAAGCAUGUGAUCCAGGCUCUCAUCAAACAGCUGACAGGACAAAAUGAGUGCAAAAGGAUGGAGACUCUAACGGGGCUACGAGUGGCUCUCAACUCUUGGGCUGCUGUGCCUAAAAGCAAGAGGUCUGAAGUUGGAGCUGAAGAAAAGUUAGCGCUUGUGCUGCAGGCACUGAUAAAUAAGUCAUUGAAUUAAGUAUCCCUAGAAGCAGCCCUGUGUUUGGGUUUUCUGAGGCCCUGUAGCAACACAGUUCAAGAGUUCCUGCUGCAAAGUCUGUACCAAGGGCCCAUGACCCAGAGAAUGAAGGCACUUAGGAUGCUGGUAAAGAUAAUGCAUAUACAUUCAGCUACAGUCACCAAGCCCAUUCUGGAUCAGCUAUGCUCUUCUGAUGUCCUUGAUGAUCGUUUUGAAGCCACCCAGAUGCUCAAGACCAUUGGGCUGGAAGAGAUCCAGGCACAGGGGCUAGAGGAACUCACAUUCGACCUGCUCAAGAAGAAGAUGCACAAUGAACCCUUCCUAACAAUGAGGCAAGCUAUGGCUGGAACAGCAGAAAAGCUCAAGAUGAAGCCUUUGAUGAUGGACUUGAUGGAGGCGCAACUGAUGAGCCCAAAUGCCAGUGAUCGCCAGGAAGCAGUCAUCUCUUUGGGUGCACUGGGAAUCCGUAACCCACAAGUGUUCCACCUGCUUGAGAACCAGUCUGUGAAGAAGAGUCUACAAGAUACGUUGUGGGCCUCAAUCCAUCCCUGGAUCCAAAACAAGCUGAAGAAUAAGGUUUUCUUUGUGUAUGACAUACCUAAAAAAACUGUGAAGGCCAAGCCCAGAAGGUUCCAGAAGGAGCCUGACGACCUAGAAGAUUUACACAUUCGAGACUUUCGACUUGCUAAGCUGAGUCCCUUGUUUAUUGCAAAGGCCGGCAACAAGGUAGGCCAAAAGAAGGAGCUGCCUGCUUUCUCAUUCUAUUUCUCUAAACCACAAAAGCAAAAGCCACAGGCCACAGGGCCUUGGCAGCCAAAAGUCAGGGAACAGCUUCGGAACUUGGUGAAAUCUCAAAAUAGGUUCGUUUCUUCGGCCUAA
Molecule: messenger RNA, 1701 nt
Organism: Nannospalax galili (Upper Galilee mountains blind mole rat)
Lineage: Eukaryota; Metazoa; Chordata; Mammalia; Rodentia; Spalacidae
Gene: Heatr9
Product: HEAT repeat containing 9
Source: RefSeq, a predicted model, not a curated record